AUGGUGCUAGAAAGAUUUUCAAAAUCAACCUCGUACCUUCGUUUUCUUGGUCCCAAUUGCUUUCCGGGUCCUUGUCUCAAACUGUAUCCCUACACUCUCUCUCAAUGCACUGUCACCGACGGCGCCGCCCUCAGCUCCGAUAACAUCCCCGCCUUCUGGGCAGAUCCGCACUGGAUUUUGGCGUGGCACCAUAGAACGGUCGAGUAUCACAUCGCCCAAGUCGCCAAGCGCUUCUACUAUGCGACCAAGCCCGACGGUACGCCGGCGUGGCCUGAGGCUGUAGUCCCUGCCGUUAGCCCGAAAAAAGAAGCUGAAACCCACCGAGUUGCUGAUACCGCUCACUGGGAUCCGAAUUGCGAUUCCGAUUUGUUGUUGGAGCCAGUAAUUAAGAUCAAGAACGAGAUUUUAGCAAGGAAAUCUUAUAUGCAUGCGUCGCAAACUGGGACUCGGAGUCUGGAUUAUUUGGCUGUUCAUCCGGAUAAUCAGGGUAAGGGAGUUGGUACUGCAUUAAUCGAGAGCGGCAUAAGAGAAGCGGAAAAGAUGGGCUUAGACAUCUUCAUUCACGCCAUGAAAGCCGAAGUAGGAGUAUACAAACAACUUGGAUUUCGUAUCGAAAAGGAGUUUAUCCAGGAUGAUUCUACGUUCGGAGGCCAGGCGAAGAUGCCGUUUGUUUGAUGAUUCAUGAUCAGUGCCC
Messenger RNA from Pseudomassariella vexata, 694 nucleotides. RefSeq lists its product as uncharacterized. Gene Ontology annotation, molecular function: acyltransferase activity, transferring groups other than amino-acyl groups. The record is from RefSeq and is a predicted model, not a curated record. The transcript has 4 exons. Lineage: Eukaryota; Fungi; Ascomycota; Sordariomycetes; Amphisphaeriales; Pseudomassariaceae. Bases 1 to 675 code for a protein of 224 amino acids.